This is a messenger RNA of Yarrowia lipolytica CLIB122, 8406 nucleotides long. RefSeq lists its product as uncharacterized. The record is from RefSeq and is a predicted model, not a curated record. Lineage: Eukaryota; Fungi; Ascomycota; Dipodascomycetes; Dipodascales.
AUGACGCUGGUCAAGUACCUGCUGUACACAUACAUUGCGUCGUUUGUGCUGUUCGCCCUCAUUCGACUUACCACAGGUAUCUCCAUCAAACGUUUGGGGUACCUGUGUGUGCGGGGCAUUUCAUUUUCACCCAAGGCCGGCGUGCAAAUCAACAUUGGCAAGGUGGGUUUCUUAUUGCAUAGGCCGUCAUUCGCACGGCCAGGCUGGAUCAACUUCUACGUGUCCGGUCUCGAUAUCAGUAUAGAUCCCGUCGAGCUGGAAGAGAGCAAGUCUCACAAGAGCAAGAAGUCCAAGUCAGCCACAAGCUGCACAUACGAAAACAAGGAGUGGACGUUGACGCCGCCCGACAAUGCGGCCACUCGUGUAGCUCGCUCCUUUUUGACAAUCACGCGGUUCAUUGACUUCGCCAUCUACUCCACUACAGUCGAUGUCAAGGACGUCAGCACCUUCAUUCUGGCCCAGAUGGUGUUCCAGCUUGAUCUGCGGUCCCAUAUUGCCAGUAGAAGACACACGGUGACGGGAACUCUAUAUGAGAACCUCAAGUUGGACGGAGAGCUUCCUGCAUUUUUCACCAUUAUUUUUAGAGAGCUUCUUGUCAAGCCCUCGGGUGAUGACUACGACGACGAGCAGACGGAGGAGAUUCUGGACUCGGUGCUCCUGGAGGUGCGAGGCUUCCUCAAGAAAAAGGAUCUGAGUUUGAAACGGCUGGCUGUCAAUUUCAAGCUGGGUCGAAUUAAUGUUCUGGUCGACAAACUCAUGGAGAUCAAGGAUGCAAUCAAGAAGGUAAAGAAACACGAGCCUGAGCCUGAGGUGGUUGAGGAGGAAAAGCCUCACGUGGCCGAGGCCGAUGCUAAGUGUGCCGAAGAGGCUGCUCAGGUCAAGGCCAACUUUGCAACGCUGCUGAUCCGAACUAUCAGAGAAGUAGAAGUCCAUGUGGCCCAGUUUGGAGUCUACCACAUUCCUGCAUCACUAUUCAACGACUCGCCGACCGACAAGCUGUCGUUUGCCAUCAUGGCCAAGGAUUUCAACCUCGAUUUGCGACGGCUCAACCCCAAGAGUCCUGCCUUUCGAAUGUACUUCGAGUCAGACGAUACGGCCCACCAGACCAUCUUUUCCGUCAUUUCUGUCGUGGUCGGUCUGUCCGUUAACAAGGAUGUUCCCGAGGAGCUGGUCUACGUGCCUAUGGUGACUCUCAACUCCAAGACCAACAUGUUCUCCAGAACGUUGUCUAUUCUAAGUGACUCUGGCUCUGCUACCACUUCUGAGGCCGAAACAAGUGAUACCGAAUCUGAUGCUGCUGCUCCCAUCUACUCCGGUCAGCUAAUCACCGGUGCUCUGGCUAUUUCAUCUCCCACUGUCGAUCUGCAGACCCACCAUGUCCCUCUCCUGUUGACUGCUCUGAACCGGUCUUCCAAGAGCAAGCCUCCCAAGGUAUCCGACGAGCACUUUUUCAUGAAGGGACUCAAGCCGGCUACCAACCUCAAGGUGACCAUCGAGGAACCUGCUGCCCGAGUGCUGGUGACCCGAGCUUCAAAGGACCACAAGGCACGUAAGAUGGUCAUCUCGUCGUGUGAGGCUAUUGUCUGCAACCUGCAUUCGUCUCAUGAAAACCUGCAUGACAAUGACCUGGAGACCAAAUACAAGUUGCAGACAUCUCUCAAGGUCGUGGGCUACUCCACAUGGUACAGAAGCCCCGAGGGAUCGCGACACGACAUUCUAGACUCGCAAAUUCUGCAAAUAUCCAUCAAUGCAGACAUGGCUCCCAAGCUUCUUAUGACUGUUGAUGGACAGCUUCUCAAGGCUCGCUUUGAUAUGACUGAAGCUGAAGUGGUCAGAGGUCUUCGAGAAGUUGUUCAGAACGUACGACGAAAUGACGUGGCUGAUCAGGAGCUUCAUGCUGAGGCUGAGGCCAAGGCCAAGGAGGAAAUUGCCUGUGGUCAUGAUCUAGAGGAUGAUGAAGAGGACCCCUGCACAUACGAUCCCACAUUGCCUAAGAAGCCCAAUGCUCUUCGAAAACUGCCUUGUUGGCUCCAGAACGUGAACUUUGAGUCUUCUGAGAGUGCGAUUGCGGUUGGUUUGUUGUUUCAUGACGACACUUACAAGGACGUCUCUACUCUAAUGGUGAUUGGGGUAGAGAAGUGUGUCUUGGACUACAAGAACGGAGUCACUCAGGAUGGUGUGUCCAAUGAGGCUGCUCGACAGUAUGCUCUUGAGCACUCUGAUCAGGUUGUUGACGAGACUGACGACAGACGCUUUGUGGUCUCUGUCAAGAAUGUACUUGCCAAGGAGUCCAUUUCUUCUUCUGCUUAUGAAGAUGAAGAUGACAAGAAGUUUGACAACCGCGAGAUUCUCAAUCUUCCUUCUCUCGACAUGGCUGUCUUCACAACCUCCAACAAGAAGGGUCCUUAUACUCAGACUACUGUCAUGGUCCCCAAGGUGUUGAUGCAGUACUCUGCUCAUGUUCAUUGGUUUGUGACUGUUCAUCUGGGUCUUCUUCUUUCUAUUUUCCACGAGGAAUUGGGCACAGGAAAGCACAGCAUUGAAGAGGACGAAGACGUCAACCUCGUGGAGCCCGACACAAACAUGUCCGAGGCCCUGGAGGCUCUGCAGCUUCGAAAGAAGACCAACAAGUUCAAGAAGCUGAUUCGAGAGCGACGUAUGAGGAAGAAGGUGGUCAAGGGUCCGAAGGAAGAGGUGACGGUCAAUCUGGCCAUUGCCAUGAUGCGAAUCAAGUGGCAUCUUCCCCACGACUUUUGGGCCAUGCUGGAGCUUGACACACUGACAUUAGACGGUCGAGAUCUCAAGAAGCCCAUUAUUCUGGCCAAGUACCUGCGUCUGUAUGGUACUUCACCCACUGUGGAGGAUUACUGGAACCGAAUUCUUAUUUUCCGGGGCUUGCGAGUUCGAGCUGAUGUUCCUCUCAUUAAGGAGACUCUGGCUUCCACUGAACGAGUACAUGAAGACCCACUUCCUUGUGACGAGCGUGACGAUGCAGUGACCGCCUUCAUUGAUGGUAUGCAACUAUGCAUUCCUAACCAGUUCAUCUGCUACACUAUUCUGGACAACAUUUUGUCUGGAGUCAAGUCCAUCGCUCAUAUUAGUCAGCGUCUCCGUCUCAACACGUCCGAUGUGGUUGUGUGGCCCAAAGUGAUGAAGCCCCGAGCUAUUCCCAAGGUCAGAAUCCACACUCCUCGUCUUCUGGUCAUUGUUGAGGACGAUCCCUUUGAGUCGCAACUCAACCUCAUCUUCCAGGUUGGAUACAAGGAACAGCAGAGUCGUCUGGAGAAGGAAAAGGCGUUUGAGGAGUACAGUGAUCGUAUUAUGGCGUCGCGACUGCCCAAAAAACGGUCUACACGCGUUGCCACGGAGGACGAAAUUGGUUCUCACAAGGAGGGGGGUCACCAUCACAAUCUGGCCAGUAUUGGCACUGGUCUCAAGGAUGUGUUCCACAAGAAGCACAAAAACGACAGCAGUGACCCUCAAAACUCAUCGUCCGGGGGCUACAAGGACACGACGACUGUGUCCAUUGAGCAGGCUGAGGAGGAGCUCAGACGCAACUUCGCCACUUCUUGGAUUAUCAACUUCAACGCGGCUUCGGACGAGCGUAAGCUGGCUGUUUCAGAUUUGUAUGGUACUGUUUGGGGCGAUGAGCAGAUUGCCGAAGACACUGCAAAGAACGAGAACAUUCUGGAGUACUCCGAUAACCCACCUCUAAUGUCCAUGUACCACAAGGACGUUGACUGGGUGAUUGAUCGAGUCCAAUUCCCUAUUGCCCAGAUUCCAGACUUCCUCUAUGAUGUCGGUAAGGGUCAGCCUAAGGAUACGGUAUACACCAUCAUGUUACCCUUCUUUUGGAAUGUUCAGAUGGGCGAGUGGCGAAUCAACUUGCGAGAUUACCCGUUGCCAUUGGUUCACUUCCCUCCUCUCCAUCCCUCUCAGGAUGCCUCUGGACCGGCAGUUUCGUUCCACGGUACGUUUAUUGUUGGCGAGAUGCUCAGUGAAGGCAUUGAGUAUGUUCGACGAAUCAAGGUGCCUCUUGCUCCGUUCGUUCAUCCUGACGAGAUUGCACCUUCCACGUUCAUGAUGGAGGUGUUUCGAACAGUUACCUCGGUCAAGGUAUUCACCAACCUGACAUUCGAGGGUCACUCCAUCUCGCCCACUCGAAUCAACUGGGGCUCCAGCAUGUCUCCAGCCAUUAGUGCUGGUUUUGGCGCCAUUGACACCUUUUCGAAGCCUCCGGCUGACCACUCUCCCAAGCCUGGCUUCUGGGACAAGGCUCGUCUGAUAGCCCAUGGACGGUUCAAGCUCAAAUGGGACAAGUCAGAUAUUCAUUUCGUCAUGAAGUCUUCCAAGAACCCCUACGCCGUGCUUGGUGACGACGCAGGACUCGUUUGGGUAUGGAGAAACCACGUCGUUUGGGAUAUCAAUGGUGAAGACAACCCCAAGGAGUUCAUGCGAGUCGACAGUGAAGAGUUCAUGCUUGCCGUACCUAACCUGGGUCUGUCUGAGCGAGAGUAUCUCCUCAGAGCCUUCAAUGCCAAGGACUACGGUUCUCAGGGUCAGUUCCUAAAGGUGAUUAUGAAGGUCGUUGGUAAGGUGAGAUGGCUGGCUGGAGUUGCCUUUGAGCGAGAUGAUCCUGAGCAUCCCGGUGAGCGAACCGAUAAGUUCAAGCCUCAUUACGAGGUCAUCACCAAGAACUCGGCUGAGAUCAAUGAUCCCCAUUGGGAUGCUUUCCGGGGUUUCAGAUCCGAGUACAUCCACCUUGCUCUAUCUGUUCGAAAUCCUCAGGGUAGGGACUGGAUCAACGCCACCGAGCCCGAACAACAGGCUUACAAUGCCAUCCACUUGUCUCCUGAGACCUUCUCUCACUUCAAGAAGUGGUGGCACAUGUUUGACUCGUCUACUAGCAUGCCUGCUCGUCACGGUCGACUCUGGAUGUCGCCUGAGGAGCGUAGGGAGCUCAAGAAGGCUCCUAAGAAGGUGUCCUUUGGCAAGUCCAUGCAUACUGUCAAGUACAUGAUCCAGCUAUCUCAGCUCUUUAUCUGUCACUUGUACAGACACCCUGAGAACGAGGAUGAGGCAUCGAAGCACACUCGAAGUGCCGCUACCGGUAUCAAGCUUCGAACGGAUGCGUAUAUGAUGGAGCUGCAUCAGCGACGAGAGCCUAUCAAGGGCAGUGAUGUGUGGAAGAUGAAGCUCAAUGCGGGAGAGAUUGAUUUCCAGAGCUGUGAUAUCCGUGUCAUUUCUGCAGUGUUCAAGGAGGAAUCUGCCCACGGUGUGUUGGCUCGCCACAUGGGUCUCAAGGACGACGUUUCGUCGCUCGGAUCCAGCACAAACAACACUAACUCUCACCAGUCUGGUACCACCAAUACUGGAUCCUCUCGAGUCGGUACUUUCCAGAUCUCCGACGGAGACUUCUCCUGGAUUGACAUGGACGACUUCGUCGAGAUCAACGAGUCUACUCCUGAUGGCAAGUCUCCCGAAGUGGCUGUUAUCCCUAUGCUCUACACUCCUCGAUGGACCUAUUUCCGAGAGACUGACCAUGAGCAAAAGGAGUAUAUGACUGACUCACGUGGCAACAAGUACCGACGGUUUGGUGACGAAACGAACGUCCUGGAUGGCUUCCUGGGCAAGAUUGCGCCACAACUGACCCAGAUUCGGCUGUUCGAGGAGCGAGAGAAGGACCUGGCUGAGCAAAUCAAGACUCAUGAAGCCAUGCUGGACUCUCUCAAGCAUGGUGGAAACCAGUCUGGUCAGGCUGUUAAGGACCGUAUUGCGUCUGUAGAAGAAACUUUGUUCAACCUGAAGACGCGAUACCACGUCAUCUCGCAUACCUGUCUGGGUAUCCGUGCUCCUGGCGAGUCUUCCUGUGGUCCCAACUCCAUCUCUGAGCGUAUCAAAAACGAGCUCAACGACGUCAACGAGACCAAAUUCAACAACCGGUUCAUUGUGCACAACGUUCAUCUCAAGUGGAACAACAUUGUGCGUAAUGCCAUGUUCCGUUACUUGCAUCGAGUGGAGGAGCGCAAGAAGCUGACGUACUUCAUGUCUCGAGGAGCUGUCAAGCGAAUUGAGGAUCUUCUCAAGGAGUUGGAUAAGACCAUGGCUGAUGACCACUACACCAGUGAGCAGAAGCAGGAGCGGGCCAAGAAGGUGACCACCAACCUUCUGCAGGAGGCCGCUCACAUGAUCGACAAUCGCGCCACCUGUCAAGAGCGAGUCGAUACCAUGGAGGAGGGUCUGUACAACACUUACAGUGACCCCAACAUCACCAUUGACAACACCUAUCUGGUCAAGCUGGUGUCUCCUCAGGUGCAGCUCAUGUCUGAGCAGAACCCCGACAAGGUGGUCAUGUUGACUGCCCCUAACAUUUCGCUUCGAAUCACCUCUGCUAUUGACGAGUCGGAUAUCGAUGCUGACUUCAAGGGAGUUGUGGAGAAGCGUCAUGGAGUGCAACUGGAGCAUGCCAAUUUCUUUGUUCUGGAUAGGGAGGCUGUUCUGAACCGGUCGGCGUUCCUCAUGAAUAACAACAACUACGGUUGUCAUCGCAACAGUCUUUGGCCUCCCUGGCUGGCAAUUGAAAUGUGCUAUGACGCCACUGCUCUGCGAGAUGAUGUUGUUGUGUCCGAUGCUACUGUUGGUCUUCGAUACGACAAGCCCAACACACUGCGUCUCAAGUCUCUGCAGGAGUCUGCACGUGAGGCUCGCUGUACUGAGGACGAGGAGAAAGAGGCAUUCAACCGUUUCAACCGAAUCGAGGUCGACUUUCCCAAGGUCACGGCCUACUGUACUUCCGAGCAAUACUUUGCCAUCUACACCAUUGCCAUGGAUCUGUUGCUGUAUUCUGAGCCCAUCAAGGAGUCCAACAAGAAGGCUAUGGAUCGAAUGCUCAUGACUUUCGAUCCCAAGCGUCUGCAUUCCGCUCCGGAGACCAUUGAGUGUCUUCAGAACGAGAUGCGACGUCUGCGAAAGAUCCGAGAUCUGAUGCAGACCCAGAAGGACGGCAAGAAGGACGUUCGACAAAUUGACGUCGAGCUAGCGUCUGGAUACCUCGAGCUCUUCACAAUGAUGGCUGCCACCACCAAGAUUCUCGUCACUUCUAAGGAGACCGAAGAUUUCACUGACACCAUGAAGUGGGCCAUUGGCUCGGAUGAGAUCAUCUGGCACUUGCUGGAAGACGACCAUACUCCUUUGGUCGACUUUGGUAUGGCUUCUCCCUCGUUUGUACGAUUCCAGGAGCCCAACGGAGCCAACACCAACUGUAUGGAGAUCCAGAUGAUGCAGGGUUUCAACCUCAAGCCCAACGCUCCUUACCCAGAGAUGCUUGGUCCGUUUUUGGAUGGUGAUGUCAACAAGAACCGUCGAAACGCCAAGCUCAAGAAGCUGGACGAGCCUGCUCUUGUGUACGCGGCUUGGAAGAUGCUGGCUCCCAUUGGUGGUAUUCCUGUCAUGGAGUUGUUGGAGGUUCAAUUGCAACCCCUCAAGCUUGCUCUUGACCAGGACACAGCCGAGAAGAUGUUCUCCUAUGUCUUUCCCAAGAACAAUGACUCUCCCUUCAACGUGCAUGACCCCACAAAACACAAGACCAUGGCUGAUGCUGUUGCCAUUUACGCAGACAGCGACAAUGGCAGUGAUCUGACUGGGGGCAAUGAGUCGUUGUCUUCUUCUCUAGCGUCUCGUCUAGACGCAUCUCCCAACAACCGAUACCAGGUUGUCGGUGUGAAGAUGCCUGGUGACCCCGACUCUCCCUCGGCUUCAUCCACCCGAAAGUCGAUGGAGUCCGACUCAUCCGACGAGUCAUCUUCGGGACGGUUCAACAUUUUCCGCAACCGACGACGUCAGGAUGAGUCUGACGAGGGAACUCAGAUGAUGGAGCGAGCCUCCGAGUACACUUCCAUUGUGGAUAUUCGGCUGCACUCUGCUGUCAUCUGCAUCUCUCUCAAGGGCCACGGUACCAAGGCCCUGGCCGACGUGCACAACUUUGUCUUCACCAUUCCCGAUCUUGUGUAUCAGAACAAGACGUGGACCAACCUGGAUCUGGCCAAUCAGGUCAAGAAGGACGUUAUUCGGGCUCUGUUGCAGCAUACUGGCUCGCUUCUUCGAAACAAGAUCCGACCCCACAAGAGAGAAACAAAUUCCGCUCCUUUGCGACAGAUCUCUGAGUACACCAAAUUUACUGCUGUGGAUGAUCUUCGGGCUGAUAAGGACUCUAACGACCAUCAGAACGGCCGAGCUGGCCUGGAGUCGAGAGCUGGUACGUUCACUCAGCCCUCGUCUGCUUCUGUCAGUCGAAAGCCUUCCACCGAUUCGUCUCUUCGAAAGGUGACCACUUCCAAGAGCAAGGAGUCCAAUGGCAAGGAGCAUCGAAAGAGCGGCUUCUUCCAUCGAUUGAGGGAGUCUCUAUAA